Messenger RNA from Nannizzia gypsea CBS 118893, 1590 nucleotides. RefSeq lists its product as hypothetical. The transcript has a single exon. The coding region runs from base 1 to 1590 and encodes 529 amino acids. Lineage: Eukaryota; Fungi; Ascomycota; Eurotiomycetes; Onygenales; Arthrodermataceae. The record is from RefSeq and is a predicted model, not a curated record.
AUGUCAGACGCAGUUAAACGCCUGCACAUCACGCCUCUAGACGCCGCGAUCCUCGAGACAGUGCUACAGCCCUCGAUCCGCCCGCUUGCCACUGAUAUCUCGUUCCAUACGAUAGAGACACACCCAGAGAACAACUACGGAUUCGUCAGUCUUCCCAGGGCCGAGGCAGAGAGGCUCACCAAGAAGCUCAACGGCGCAUUUCUCAAGGGCAGGAAGCUACGGAUAGAAGAGGCCAGACCAGCUCCCAGCAGCCAAUUGCAGGUGGAACCAGAGGUCAGAGCACAGUCUACAGGGUCUACAGGGCCUGAGAAGGGGGUGGCUCGCAAGCGGAAGGCCAUUGACCACGUUAUCGAGGGCUACGAGCUGCCGUCGCCGCGGAAAGUAAUGCGAGGAUGGACUGAGCCUCGUGCCUCUUCGGGGAGAUCGAAAAAGAAGGACUCGGACUCGAAAGAGUCGAAGAAGAGCAAACAGCCGUCCAAGUACUCGAGUGGCUCAGAGUGCUUGUUCCGUACUGUCCCGCCGGCUAACAAGUCUACAAAGACGAAGUCGAGCUCGAGCAAGAAGAAGGGAGGGGAUGAGUCUGUGACGGUACACGAGUUUAAGCGGACAGUCAAGCAUCCAAGCUUUGUCAAGUCAGGCGAGAAUGUUGCCUCUUCAAAGCUUACCGGUGAAUAUGUAGAAGGGAAAGGAUGGGUGGACCGGGAGGGCAAUGUCAAGGAGGAGCCGCCAAAGAAGAGCGAGAGGCCGGCUCAGACGCCUGUGAGGAAUAAGCAGACGCCCAAGACUGAGAAGAAGGCGGAUGCGGCAGAGUCACCGGCUGCCAGCGACAAAUCUGGCUCUUCAGCAGCCGAUUCCUCAAGCAGUGAAGAUUACACGAGCUCUGACGGGUCAGAUAGUUCGUCUGAAUCUGAAUCUGACGAGAAGGCGGAGGAAGACGACGAAUCUGACACCUCAAGUACGGGAACAUCCAGCUCUGAAGAAUCAGAGAGUGAAAAACUAGAGGCUGUCGAGCGGGAGACUCCAGCCCCAACAGUCGAAGGAAACAAAGAUACCCCAAAAGUUCAUCCGCUAGAAGCGCUAUUCAAACGUCCAAAGCCAUCCAAUAUCUCCAUCCCAAACCCCCAGUUGACUAUUGACACGCAGUUCAGCUUUUUCGGCAACGCAGAAGAGUCCGGCAGUGACGACGAAGCUCGGGACAAGUUAUAUACUGAGCCGCAGACUCCCUUUACGGUGCAAGACCUGCAGUCUAGAUCCAUGCGAAGUCUGGCUCCUACACCGGACACUGCACUUCCUACCAAGAUCACCUUCUGGGGCGAGGACUCUAACAUGAAUGAUUUACAUCAUGACGAUGAUGAUGACGAUGACGAUGACGGGCCAGAUACGCCCUCUGCUGAGAGGGAGCUGCCUUCUUCGCCCACGAAGCCCGGUGCUAAACGCGGGAAAGACGCCGCUGAGGACAGCGAGUUUGCUCAAUGGUUCUGGGAGAAUAGAGGAGACAACAACCGGGCAUGGAAGCGGAGGAGGAGAGAGGCUGGCAAGGAGAAACGCCAGCGGGAGAACAGGAGCCAUAGUUCCAGGGGCAAACGAUAG